Messenger RNA from Austrofundulus limnaeus, 790 nucleotides. RefSeq names its product DNA methyltransferase 1-associated protein 1. Gene Ontology annotation, cellular component: nucleus; Swr1 complex; NuA4 histone acetyltransferase complex. Gene Ontology annotation, biological process: DNA repair; chromatin remodeling; negative regulation of transcription by RNA polymerase II. Gene Ontology annotation, molecular function: transcription corepressor activity. NCBI's taxonomy places the organism in Eukaryota, Metazoa, Chordata, Actinopteri, Cyprinodontiformes, Rivulidae. The record is from RefSeq and is a predicted model, not a curated record.
UAUUCGUGUUUGCACUUAAAGUACAAAAAAUGUGGCUGUGUAAUGUCRGCAUUGGUUUGUUGAAGACAGGGAAAGAAACAAAACGAUUACGCAGUCUUUUCUUUGUGAACUAAAAUUUGUUAGUAAAAGUCUUAUUUACAUCUGCGCGUUUUUAGCAACAGACGCUCGGUUGUUCUGUACAGAGGGCGUUAUAAAAAAAAUAAAACUCAAACUAAACACACAACCUUUUUACACACUAGCACUGUGAGUCCGCCACACCACUAGAGGGUGAGACAACCUGUGUGAGUUCGUGAGCUGGGACGGAAGUGUGGUCCGUUUUUAGCUAACUACCACCGAACCUWCAUCAACAGAUCAUAUUGUUUUUACAAUCUGCGCAAUUUUUGUUUUUAAGAAACUUGGYUGUUAUUAUUAUCUUCAAAAGUAAUAUAUAAAUAUUUUCCACUGCGUGAUUACAGGUCUUUAAAGCAAACGUAGCUUGAGAAYUCAAAAUGUAUUGUUAGCUUUUUUAGCUAGCAUCGCACUCGUUUAACGUGAACGGAAUGAAUGAGCGCAAGUAAACAAUGAACGGUAUCUACAUUUGACAGCUUACCAACUACAACAUAAUGGCUACUGGUGCUGAUGUUCGGGAUAUUUUGGAACUGGGUGGAGGGGAGAACGAUGGUCCUAUCAGCAAAAAAGACCUCAUCAACUCUGAUAAGAAAAAGCACAAAAAGGCGACAGAGACGCUGACCUUCAAGAGACCAGAAGGAAUGCACAGAGAGGUUUAUGCGCUGCUGUAUUCAGAUAAGAA